Molecule: messenger RNA, 2025 nt
Organism: Cuscuta europaea
Lineage: Eukaryota; Viridiplantae; Streptophyta; Magnoliopsida; Solanales; Convolvulaceae
Source: the annotation of a GenBank genome assembly
UCUCUUUUUUCAUUUAGGCGAUAUCCCGUUGAAAUCUCAGGUUUGAAGAGCGCUCAACGGAUAAUGUCUCUACCGGAAGAACAAUAAAUGGGUGAAAAAGGAAAUAAUAUUGGUAGACGGAAAUUUGCAAAUGAAAUUCCGUUGGCCACGUAUAUACACGUGAGGAAAUCGUGACAAUGAGAGCGUGAUAUAGCGAUGAAACGCAGCGCUGCAUCGAAGCUCAUGGCGGGUCGAAAUUAUCUACCGCCAAGUGCACUGAAUCUCCGGGGCGACCCGCCUGAAAUCGGAGAUCAUCGACGUAUCUUCCCACCGCGACCACGACUUCAACCGUCGGUCAUAAUGGAGGAACUUAUCGCUUCCCAGCACCGCGAAAUUCAAGCACUUUCACAUGAAAGGCAAAGUCUCGCCGCCUCGCAUGUCCGUCUGAAGCGGAAGCUCUCCGCCGCUCAGAAGGAGCUCCAACACCUAGCUGUUAUAGCCUCCUCCGUCGAGGCUGAGGAAGAUGCGAGGGUGCGUGAGGCCUAUGAGAAGUCACUUGGAAUGGAAGCCCAGGUCCUUGCACUCAACAAGCUCCGAAAUGAGUUGGCACAGGUUAACGCGGAUGCAGAGAACAUGAGUGCCCGCCGCAAAGACCUUGUUUCUAAGUUGAAUGAGAUUGAGGAUGCGCUCAUGGGGGUUCUUUCGGAUUUGGUGCAGAUUCUGGGGAUCAAAGCUAAAGUUCAGGCCAUGCACAAGGAACUUCAAAGAGGGAGGUAUUUCAGUAGCACAGAUUUAUAUAUUCAGCUGCGUGAAAAUGUGAAAUUGACAUUUCGAUUAUGUAAAUAAUAUGGUGUAUUCAGUCAUUCAUAAUGGGUUGAUGCACUACUAAUGUAUGUGUAUUUGUGUAAGUAUUUCCCGUUUGCAGAUUCGUUGAAAGCAAAAACCCUCAUGGGUCCAGGUAAUGCUAACAAUGUAAAAGUUUAUUUGUGUAUCUGAUUAUGUUAAAAAGUGCAGCAAUAGUGCUGCUGAAUGACUUAAUCCACACUUUGAAAAGAAAUAUAACAUGAAGAUAAGGGAGACCUAUCCGGAUACAUCAUACACAUCUGCUAUUCAGGGAGCAUAUGCGGCUAUGCAUAGAUGUAGCUGUAUCGUGUAACAGUAGCUCACUAGCUCAUAUAACCCAUGCAUAGCACUAGAUCAACUCAAUGUGAUUUGUUCACAGGGAGAGCCCUCUUUGGCUGCCUCAUGUUGCUUUUGUGUUAAUGCCUGCCAAAAGUGUCCAGAAGAGGUUUUGCGUUAACUAAUUUCCUCUCGCUUGGUGUAGUGACUGACAUAUUAGAGCAUGUCUUUGCCAACUUGAUGCACUUUAAUUCGCAUAGGCAUUCAACUUUUAGGAUUAACCUUUCAUCUUGAAAGUCAAUAAUGUACAUUCUCAAGUGUUGUCUUCAUCUAUUAACUAGAUUUUUGGGGAUAUGGACAUGGACAGGGAUGCUGUUGAGUAUGAAAGGAAAAUGAAAGUCGUUAACCUUAAACAGAGUGGCAUAAUGGAGAUGAAUAUGGUUCGUAUUUGUGCUGAAAUAGAUACGUUACGCGUUGAAGUUGUAGAUGCAGAGAAGAGAGCAAUGGCUGCUGCUGCUGCUGCUUCACUCACACCAAGCAGCUUUGCUCAAGACAAUUAUGGAACCCGCGAAGGUGGAUAUGGUGAAAAGUUGUGCCUUAGUCCUUGUGCUGCUCACCAGUUUCAUGUUUUGUCUUCAUAAUAUGGCAUAUAUGUUUUGUGGAACAUCUUUCAUUUAAUUUUGACACCGCUCAAGUGAUAUGUAUAUGAUAGAGAGUAGUAUCAUCCUCGCCACUCAGAUGUAGUGGUCUUCCACAUCUAGUUAUUUAAUACAUCAGUCUGUCCAAAUUAGAGCCCGUAUAGUAAGGGAUUUUCAGCUGAUAUAGCUAACUGCUGAUUUUUCUAAAAGAACAACGUUUUGUAAAUACAUUUUCAGCUAAUGAGCAUGUUAUGGCCAUUUGUUAUUCUUCUGAUAAGCAAAAUUAACC